Manduca sexta (tobacco hornworm) is the source of this 670-nucleotide messenger RNA. RefSeq lists its product as uncharacterized. The transcript has 4 exons. The record is from RefSeq and is a predicted model, not a curated record. Bases 52 to 321 code for a protein of 89 amino acids. Lineage: Eukaryota; Metazoa; Arthropoda; Insecta; Lepidoptera; Sphingidae.
ACAAAACCCACAACAACACAAAAGAGGCAGAAAAGGACUACGCCGCCCCGAAUGUCUUUUGCUGAGGAUUGUGACUAUCUGGCAUAUUACUGCAUGAAGGCUUACAAAACCGGCGAGUUGUGCGGGCGGACCAUUUAUUACCGGUAUUGGAAUUUCAUCAACUACUGCAUGUUGGACUACGUCAACUGUAUGGAGCGAUAUGAAGUCUGGCAAGUGGCACACAUGGGCGAAUGCUUCAACGUAACUGCGAUGGAUGACUAUAUGCAUUACGAGUACAUGGAUGAUCGUUUCUUGGACCAGUACUACGUCAUACAACAUUAAAAACCUUCAGAGAAGACUGUAAAUAAAUGAAGUAGACUCAAGCUAUAAUUCAAAUAUGUCAACAUUUUAUGUAAAAAAUUUGAAUUCCAAGCACCCCCGGGUAGGGGACGAUUUUCAUAAAAUCUUUUCUUAAGGGAUGCCUAUAAAUAAAUUUCAACUGUCUUAUUUUGGAAUUUCUAGAUAAAUCAGUCGUACCUUUAAUUUUAUAUAUAGUUCAAAGCCAACUAACAGUUUUACUUAUAAAAAAAUCGCAAAGCUAUGCUUAGUUAAAACACAAAUUUACUCGAUCAGCUGAAGUCAAAACCCAUCUUGCCACUUAAUAAGGUUUAAACUAGGAACCGGUGAUGUU